This is a messenger RNA of Phytomonas sp. Hart1, 375 nucleotides long. The record is from the annotation of a GenBank genome assembly. NCBI's taxonomy places the organism in Eukaryota, Euglenozoa, Kinetoplastea, Trypanosomatida, Trypanosomatidae.
AUGCAGCUUUCCACAAUCUACGGGGAGGAAGUUUGUGAUGAUUUACUUAAGGUGACAUCGUUCAGCUCUUUAUUGGAGCAUAAUUAUUCCAGCGAGUUGCCCUCCGAUAAGACCCCCGAUCAGUCUUUUAUCAGUUUGAUAAAUUCGAAACCUAUACAAGCGUCAUCAAAGGUGUUUAACAUUGGGUGCAUGAGAAUUGCUAUACCACCACCCAUAUUGGACUUUGGAUCUAAUUCGCAGACUUCAACCGCAAAAUGGAUAGACAACACCAUUUCCACCGACAACUCGGAGACGCUUAUGACUUUUGACUUCACAUCUUUAAAGCUGCCAUCUAUACAGUUAAAUGAAUUCGAUCGGAGUUUUAUCAACGUUUAA